Molecule: messenger RNA, 2731 nt
Organism: Capra hircus (goat)
Lineage: Eukaryota; Metazoa; Chordata; Mammalia; Artiodactyla; Bovidae
Gene: STING1
Product: transmembrane protein 173
Exons: 6
Coding region: 186-1640 (484 amino acids)
Biological process (GO): positive regulation of type I interferon production; positive regulation of macroautophagy; activation of innate immune response
Cellular component (GO): autophagosome; endoplasmic reticulum membrane
Molecular function (GO): 2',3'-cyclic GMP-AMP binding; cyclic-di-GMP binding
Source: RefSeq, a predicted model, not a curated record
UCCACCCUCUGGACUGUGGUUUACAGCUUUGCUGCCUAAGGUCCUCCCUGGGGUGGACUGUGGGAGAGGGAAGCCCUGGUUCCCUGGUGAGCGGCGUCUGGGGUAGUCGCUAUCUUCUUUUUCACCACACAUGUGGUCUCACCGGGGCUGGGUGAGGUGUGUAUGUGUUGUUCAGUUGCUAAGUCAUGUCCAGUUCUUUGCAUCCCCAUGGACUACGGCAUGCCAGGCUUCCUUGUCCUUCACUAUCUCCCCGAGUUGGCUCCAACUCAUGUGUGCAUGCAUUUCUUUCUCCACCUACUCUGUUUGCAACAAAUCUUUUUGGGUUGGAGCUCUGGGAUGGUGUAUGCCCAACCUGUCCCCUAGAGGUGUCUCCAGGAGCAUUUUCUGGGUAUGGCUGGGCACCAGGGAACUGGAGAGCUGGGGGAUGUGCCCACUCAGGGCCUCAGUCCUGGAACUGUAGGAGAGUGAGGGGAGCACAACCAUGGAUUUCUUGGUACCCACAGAUGCCUCACUCCAGCCUGCAUCCAUCCAUCCCACAGCCCAGGGGUCACAGGGCCCAAAAGGCAGCCUUGGUCCUGCUAAGUGCCUGUCUGGUGGCCCUUUGGGGCCUGGGGGAGCCACCAGACUACACUCUCAAGUGGUUGGUGCUCCACCUGGCCUCCCAGCAGAUGGGACUGCUGAUCAAGGGGAUCUGCAGUCUAGCCGAGGAGCUGCGCCACGUCCACUCCAGGUACCACGGCAGCUACUGGAGGGCUGUGCGGGCCUGCCUGUGCUCCUCCAUGCGCUGCGGGGCCCUGCUGCUGCUGUCCUGCUAUUUCUACUGCUCCCUCCCAAACAUGGCUGGCCUGCCCUUCACUUGGAUGCUUGCUCUCCUGGGCCUCUCACAGGCACUUAACAUCCUCCUGGGCCUCCAGGGCCUGGCCCCAGCAGAGGUCUCUGCAAUCUGUGAAAAAAGGAACUUCAACGUGGCUCAUGGGCUGGCCUGGUCAUAUUAUAUUGGAUACCUGCGGCUGAUCCUGCCAGGGUUCCGGGCCCGGAUCCAAAUUUACAAUCAGUUCCACAACAACACGCUACAGGGUGCAGGGAGCCACCGGCUGCACAUCCUCUUCCCGUUGGACUGUGGGGUGCCUGACGACCUGAGCGUGGUUGACCCCAACAUUCGCUUCCUACACGAGCUGCCCCAGCAGAGUGCCAACCGUGCUGGCAUCAAGGGCCGGGUUUACACCAACAGCAUCUAUGAGCUUCUGGAAAAUGGGCAGCGGGCAGGCAUCUGUGUCCUGGAAUAUGCCACCCCCUUGCAGACCCUGUUCGCCAUGUCACAGGAUGGCCGAGCUGGCUUUAGCCGAGAGGAUCGGCUGGAACAGGCCAAACUCUUCUGCCGGACACUUGAAGACAUCCUGGCAAAUGCCCCUGAGUCUCAGAACAACUGCCGCCUCAUUGUCUACCAGGAACCUGCAGAGGGAAGCAGCUUCUCCUUGUCACAGGAAAUUCUCCAGCACCUUCGGCAGGAGGAAAGGGAGGUUACCAUGGGUAGCAUGGAGACCUCUGUGAUACCCGCUUCCUCUGCACUGUCCCAAGAGCCUGAGCUCCUCAUCAGUGGCAUGGAAAAGCCUCUCCCACUCCGCUCAGAUGUCUUCUGAGGCCCCAGUCACCUUUCCUGAGGCCCCGGCCAACUGAGAGGAUUUCUUUCUUCAGCAGCUGGAGGCCUAGCAGAACCGUUUCCUCCCUCUCAGAGAAGGUCCUUGGACUUGACAUUUCAAGAUGAAUCCUGUGACCUUGGGCAAGUUGUUUUACCUCUGUGAGCCUCAGUGUCCUCAUCUAUGAAAUGGGAUUAUAAUCAUUGCCUUAUCUACCUCACAGGGUAGUUAUGAGUAGUAUGGCUGUAUGAGUUUUCUGCAAACUCUAAAUGCCAGGUCAGGGGCUUCCCUGGUGGCCCAGUGGUUAAGAAUCCAUCUGCCAACCUCGAGGAUGUGAGUUCGAUCCCUGGUGUGGGAAGAUUCCACAUGCCUCAGAGCAGCUAAGCCUGUUCCGCACAACUACUGAGCCCGUGAGCCGCAACUACUGAGCACAUGCGCCAUGACUGCUGAAGGCCACACCUAGAGCCUGUGCUCUGCGACGAGAGAAGCCACCGAAUGAGAAGCCCGUGCACUGCACUAAGAGUAGCCCCUGCUCACUGCAGCCAAAGCGCGCGUGCAGCAACAAAGACCCAGCACAGCCAGAAUAAUAAUAAAUAAAUGAAGAAAUCCGUAAAAACUAAGAAAUGUAAACUUAUUACAAGGUAAUAUCUACUUAUUAUAAAUAAGGUAAACUUCAGGGAUCUUCCAGGUGUCCUCCAUUGGAUGCUCAGACCUACCCUCCACCUCUCCUCUGUCCUAGGAUGGCGUCAACAGGCGCCCUCGCCCUCUGACUUCUGGUCACAUUCAGACAGUGGGAAGCUGCAGUGAGAGAAGGGAGUGGAGGGGGGUGAGGCUGGGACAUUUAUUCCUCCACGUCCCUCCCAGGAGUUUCAAGGUCACUGUGGGCUCUCUUCAUCUCUAGAACUAAAGGACCCUUUCAGUAACCCUGUCUAUCUCCAGGUUUCAUUAACUUGCUCCUCCCCAACCCUCUUCAGGCCUGACCAUGGUACUGGCGUCUCACUGAUGCUCACCUGGAAUUCUCCCUCUCACUUGUAGUUUCCUUAUACCUGCCCUUUCUAAAUAGUCCCCUUCAAUUUGUAUUAAAAUUUUUUAAA